Messenger RNA from Epinephelus moara (kelp grouper), 2005 nucleotides. It is a transcript of the gene lhx8a, whose product is annotated as LIM homeobox 8a. The transcript has 8 exons. Gene Ontology annotation, biological process: forebrain neuron development; regulation of transcription by RNA polymerase II; neuron differentiation. Gene Ontology annotation, molecular function: DNA-binding transcription factor activity, RNA polymerase II-specific; RNA polymerase II transcription regulatory region sequence-specific DNA binding. The record is from RefSeq and is a predicted model, not a curated record. Gene Ontology annotation, cellular component: nucleus. Lineage: Eukaryota; Metazoa; Chordata; Actinopteri; Perciformes; Serranidae. Bases 183 to 1169 code for a protein of 328 amino acids.
GGUGAGUGAACAAAGUCUUCAGAGGAGCAAGACGCAAGGCUGAAGCGAGUGGGCUGACAGCGGCACUACAGUGGAAUAAUACCGCGGUCAAACACCAGCCUCCGGUGUGUUGCUGUGGAAUAGGCUACCAACAUCUGGCUGAACGGGGAUGUAGCGGAGGAGCCCGCAGAUGCGCCGUGAAAAUGUUUAACUGUGUCUCCAACAGCGUGGGUUCCUCUGGGCCUGAUGAUAUUUUCGAGGAGGACUCCUACUCUCCGUCCUCCCUGUCCUCGUCCUCCUCCGCUUCUGUCCCCACUGUGGCCUCCCUGCAGGGGAAAACCCUGUGCACCUCCUGCGGCCUGGAGAUAGUGGACAGAUACCUGCUCAAGGUGAACAACUUGUGCUGGCACGUUCGCUGCCUCUCAUGCAGUGUAUGUAACACAUCACUGGGGCGACACGUGAGCUGCUACAUCAAGGAUAAACAAGUUUUCUGCAAACUCGACUACUUUAGGAGGUAUGGGAUCCGCUGUGCUCGCUGUGGCCGUAACAUCCAUUCCAGUGACUGGGUGCGUCGGGCACGAGGCAGCACCUUCCACCUGGCCUGUUUCUCCUGCACCUCUUGUAAGCGCCAGCUGUCCACUGGGGAGGAAUGUGGACUACUAGAGAACAGGGUCUUCUGCCGGCCACACUAUGACAUUAUGAUGGAGAAUAUCAAGCGUGCUAGGGAAAAUGAGCAACCAAAAGUAGAGGAAGAGGUGGCAGAGAAAGAUGAGUCCGGCACCAUGUCCAGACCUGCUAAGAGGGCCAGGACCAGCUUCACUGUAGACCAGUUACAGGUAAUGCAAACUCAAUUUGCUAAAGAUAACAACCCUGAUGCCCAGACUCUCCAGAAACUGGCAGAGAGGACUGGUCUCAGCCGCAGGGUUAUUCAGGUUUGGUUUCAGAACUGUCGAGCUCGUCAAAAGAAAUACAUCAGCCCAAAUUCUGCUUCCUCAACCCUGAUGACAUCAUUUGCUCCUGGUCAGCUGACACCACCUCUGAUGGAGGAUCUGCAAUACACAACCUAUAUUUCUCCAGAUGCACCCCUCCUCACUACACUGACUUAUAUGGAUGUUCAAAGUCCAGACCCACUUUUGCUUCAGCCAAUCAUAUCCCAUUCGCUGACACAACUGCCAGUCAGCCAUGCCUGAACUACAGCCCGCCUCUCGAAAACUGAAGACAGAGAUUGGCUGAUGGGAAGAUUAAUAGCAAAUCCUUACUCUCAAUAAUAAAAUGUGGGGAUUGGAUAACUUUAAUUCAUAUACUGUCCAAUUGCCCCCCAGCAAUUAAAUUAAACAACAAGUUCAGUUUCCACUGCCUGAUGUUUGAGCAGAAACUUUAAAACUCAACCUGUUAAGUCACUGAAUUAAUUUCAUCCAAUCACACAGAGAUUCACAGGUGACAAAAUGACAAGUUAAAUAUGGGUAUAUGUCAGAUGAAGAUUUUGUUAAUAUGUAUAUGUUAUGAAUUUCUUUGUAUUUAAUUUAUUUGGAGAACAUGAUGAGAUAAGGCACUUUGUUGGAAAAUGAGUAUAGAAUUGAUUUUCAGUUAGAUGUUUAUUUAAUGAUGUUUGAGGAUUGUAAAAUUGUCAGUUGGGCACUCACAACAGGGAGAGAGACAAUUGAGUGGUUUCUCCUCUGUAAAGACUACUUUAUAAAAUUCAGGCUUGGUUUAUACUGCAAAGGAAACCCACUGGAGAUCAUGCGUAGACUCUCCUGUUCCUUCCUUCGUUAUUGACAGAAAUGUGUGGAAACACCUUGUUCUCCAAAUGCAGUGCCCAAGUCUGUUCCUCUCAAAACAUUCACGUCUAAUUUUGAAUAAACAACAUUUCUUAAGAUGCUUUUUAGUAGAGCAUGUGUUAAGUACAGACAAAUAGCAAUACAGUGUGUAAAUGUUUCCUUAGAUUGGGAAUGUGAGAUAGACGCCAUGUAUGAACUGCACACGGGGAUAGAUAAACUGUCACAUUAGAUGAUGGAGAUACUGGAAA